This is a messenger RNA of Alternaria postmessia, 1461 nucleotides long. RefSeq lists its product as uncharacterized. The transcript has 3 exons. NCBI's taxonomy places the organism in Eukaryota, Fungi, Ascomycota, Dothideomycetes, Pleosporales, Pleosporaceae. Bases 1 to 1461 code for a protein of 486 amino acids. The record is from RefSeq and is a predicted model, not a curated record.
AUGUUACAUGUAUCGCGGCAGUAUCCACACGCACACUAUACGAGUCGUGAGAAGCCAGAGGUGCCGGAUUAUAACCAGAAAGCGGGCAAUCUCAAUAACGGGCUGAAGUUUAGCGCAAAGCUCACAGACUUCCCCUCGCCAUUCGUCGCAGGCUUGGACGUCGACAUGAUAGUCCAACCAAAUUGGCUACGCGCCAUGAUGCCACAUCUUCUCAACGAUCCCAAGAUGGGGAUGGCAUGCCCGCCACAGUACUUUUGGAACAUUCCGCUCGACGAUCCAGUGCGACAGGAUCUCGAUUACUUCUAUGCCAUGACGGAGCUUAUCCAUGAUGGGCUCGGCGCAGGCGAUUGCGUUGGGUCCGGGUAUCUGGCGCGCAGGGAAGCAAUAGAGGACAUUGGUGGCUUUCCUACAUACUCGAUCAGUGAGGACACUGCUUGUAGCUCCAUGCUCCUCGGGAAAGGCUGGUCAGUAGCUUAUAUCGAUGAGUAUUUGCAAUGCGGUGAGAUGCCGGAUACUCUGUCUGGUCAUAUCAAACAGCGGACGAGAUGGACCAUUGGGAAUGUUCAAACAGCGUUCAAGAUCAACUUUCGCCUUUGGGGCCCGACUGUCCCCUUCUGUAACGCCCGCCAACGCCUCGCCGGCUACGUUUUUGGUGCAGGAUCUGUGGUGAACAGCGCACUUAACUGGUUGGGUUACAUCGGUCUUCCACUUGCACUACUAGCUGGCUAUCCUUUCGUAGUCUACUACGAGCGCUGGCAACUCGCUUGGCUUCUGCGACUCGUCUGCAUUUGGAUUUUUGCUGAUACGGCGCACAAGAUGAGUCUGGCGUUGUUUGUUGGGUAUCGGGACGCGAUGCGCUGGGAUCAAGCCGACGUUUGGCUUAUUCCGUACUAUACGCUUUCUCUUGUUCGCGGUAUGGUACUUCCGACACGCUUCGGUGGGACAAAGCCUGGAUUCACGCCGAGUGGAAGCCUCUCUCUGGAGAUCAAAGAACGUGGGCCGAGGCCUUCGGGCUUUUUCAGCCGCUUACGUGCGAUACUCUUCCAACAGAUGGUCUGGAUACACGUCUGCUUCAUUCUGGCUUGCAUCCUCGGUGUGGUACUUAACAUUGUACGUUGCUUCGACCCGGCAGAUCAAAUCAGCACUGCGUACUCGGCGGCUGAGGUCGUUCUCUCAGGCCAUGAUCGAUGGGUAUUUCUGCUUACCAGGAUCGGAUGGCCGCCGGUGUGGUGGCUCGGACAGCUGGCCAGCUGUUGGAUUCCGGUACAUUACCUGAUCUGGCCACCGAACGAAGUCACCGCCGACGAGGCAUUGCAACUGGAUGAGAAACGUGGCGUACGAUACCCGAAGGAGGAAUACUCCCGCCCACAGAGGACGAAUAUGGGAAGACCUACCGACCAUGUGACUGCGAUAGUGUUUGUGUAUUCGGUUGUGUGUUUCGCCGGGUCAUUUUAUGUCUAG